GUCAUUCGCGACGAUGAAGUCAUCCCGCGGUGCGAGGAGAACGAGCAAGGGGAGAAGUUCUGAACAAACCGGCACAGUAUCCUCUCCGGGGCGGCCGGCGUCUUCCCUAGGGGUUGUGCAGCCGAGGCAACCACCGGAGUCUGACGUCUUUUUUGACGCAGGGGGAGAGGAUGGGCCUCCUCAUUUGGCAGAAGGAGAUCAAGAAGAAGGAGAGUACGACGAAGAAGGUGUAGGAGAGGAAGAGGAAGAGGGGGAGGAAGUGGAAGAGGAACAGGCAGAGGAAGAAGCAGAAGACGAAGAAGAAGCCGAAGAAGAAGAAGAAGAGGACGAAGAGGGUGGGGAAGAAAAUCCAAUGGAGGAGGACAGUAGUUGGCAGAAAGAGUUCUUGAGGCACGACCUGUUCGCACGGACUUAAAGUUGUUCUUUUGGGUCGUGUACAUCACAACCGGUAUUGCUCUUCUUCACGUGAAGACCAGCAGCACUGGUGUGUAUUAAGAAAUUGGCGAAAUAUU
Molecule: messenger RNA, 512 nt
Organism: Chara braunii
Lineage: Eukaryota; Viridiplantae; Streptophyta; Charophyceae; Charales; Characeae
Source: the annotation of a GenBank genome assembly